AGACGUGCGAUCUCAUCACCGGAGAGAGCAGCUGAACUGCCCAACACAAAUCGGACCCAACCCCCCUCCGGCGCCCGGCGAUGGAGAUCCCCACCGCCACCAUCCAUCGCCUCCUAUCCUCCAUUCGGGAGGGCACCACCGCCGCGCCCCCUGCCCCUCCCUUCCCCUCCGUCGCCGACGCCGUCGCUGCCUUCGAACCCGAUGCCUCGCCGGAGCUCCUGUGCGGGCGCUGCGGCGCAGCGGGCGGCCUCCUCCGUGGCGCGCAGUCCGCCGUCUGCGUCUACUGCGGGUCCCCCAGGCGGGGGGAGGGCGAUGGCAUCGCCUUCCGAGGCAGUGCGGCCUACCAGUGGCUGCUCGGCUCGCUCCGGCUUGAUGGAUCUGCUCUCGUAGAAUUUGAUGGCGACUCUACGGAUUCAAAUAAAAGCAAGGAGACACCAAAGAGUGGGUUGGUCUUAUCCGAUCUUCUGGACUUAAAACUUACUUUCCCCCCAGAGAAUAGGGAAAUAUCUGGAAGUUCCACAAGCAACAAACAACCAUCAGUUGCAUGCACACUAGAUUUGCCUGGUGUUAACCUGGACUCAUUUUCCAUUGAAAGGAAAAAGGAGAUAGCUGCCACCACUGCUGCUCUUCCUCCAACUCAUACUAUAGUGCAGGAAAAGCAUAGCAGAAGUCAUGAAUCCAGUAGCUCAGAGAUGCAUAUUACAUCGAAAGGCUUUGAUUCCUUUAGGACAAAAACAGGUUCUCAAAGCACAAAUCAAAUGGAAUCUACUACGGCAUUUGCAAAUUGGGAUGCUCACUUUCAGUCUACUGGCUCAGAAAGUGUUGUUGGAGACUCCAAGCAACUGGACCUAUUUAAGAGUGCCUCAGUUGCUGAGCCUUCUAAUUUUCCAGUUUCUGGGACUGCCAUCAGACCGGUAUUAGCUGCUGGAAAUCAAACAAACAUAGAAUCAGAAGAUUUAGCUUCAGCAUUAAAUGUAGACAACCUUUCCAUUCAGAAGGCUGUCCCAGCUAAUGCAGAGACUAACGUUAGGAUGGUUGCUGGAAACAAUGUUGCUGAGUUCACUGGGUCCUCCCUUGACAAGAAUUCAGUUGAGAACAGUGAAUUGUCUGGAAGGAGUGACAUCGGAGUCAGUACUGAUGAAGCUUUUGAUGACUGGCAAGAAUUUACAGAAGGUGGAAAUCAGGGCACAGUAUCAAAUGUUGGAGAGCAUACAGAGAGGCCUUUAGUGAGCGACUCAGAAAUAAAAGGAACGGACCCCUUGCCCAUAGGAAGCAUGGAAUCAUCCAACAAUGUUGCAGAGUCUGAUGAUUGGCAAGCUUUUGCACAAAGUUCUGCUCAAGGAGAUUCAGUGAAACUGGUGGAAGAAUCAUCGAGUGGUCAAGGAGGAGAUGGUUUGGGAAAUCCAGUUGCAGAGCUAGAACAUUCUUUAGAAGCUCAUGCUGUUGAUUUAUGGCCUGCUGGUAAUGUCAAAGAACAUAAUUCUACAGAAAUUGUUGAGCAAACUGAUGAUUCUUUUGAUGACUGGCAAGAUUUUACCACGCCUGGUCAAGCACGGGUUGCUUCAUUCAAUGAAGCUGGAAAAUUGGCGGAAGUUUCACCUGUGAGUCACAGAGAAACAGAUGUGGACUCAUGGUUCACAGAAAGUACUAGGGAAUCAAGUAAUACUGGCUUGGUGAAUGGGAAUAAUAGCAUGCUGGAUGAUUGGCAAGGUUUUGCUGGUUCAGAUCAAACACAGCAAAGUUCAUAUAAUGUAGGUGGUGAACUGAUGGAUAUUUCAUUUGAGCAGCUUGAUGGAACUGGCCCUGUGCAAUUACCGGCAAAUGUCAGCAGUAACAAAACUACAAAUAUAGUUUCAACAAAUAUGGAAGACAAUACAUUUGAUAUUUGGCAAGACGUUGCCGCACCACGUCACCAACAGAAAAACAUAUCUAAUCUUGGGAGAGAAACGACUGGUGUCUCGUCUGUGCCUGCUAAAGAAAUUGACUCCAUGGAUUUGUGGCUAACCAGCAAUAUCAAGGGAUCUAACAGCUGCAGCACAGAUGUUAGUGGAAUUCAUGAGUCACCCAAUACAUGGCAAGAUUUUGCUAGUUUUGGUCAAGCACAGGGAAAUAUGAAAAUUCCUGUGGAAGGACAGUUCGUCAAAGAUCCUUCAGGAGCUGAACCUGUGGACUUGUGGUCUUCAAGCCAUACAGAGCAGUUUAAGAACCUUGAGCAGAUAAAUGCCAAUAAUGACCCAUUCGAUGACUGGCAAGAUUUCAAAAACUCUCCUGAGCUGGAAACAAGCUUACAAGGUCAGCCAGGUGCUCCAUUGUCUGAUAAACCCUCAGUAUUGACGGCUGAUAUGACAGGGCUGGAAUUUGGAAGCUUUGCACAGUCUGUUCCAUCCCAACGCCAAAUACAUAAUAAACAAGAUAAUUCUAAUGAAGCAAAUGCAGCUCCACCUGGUGAACACGAAAGGAUGGGCGUAAUGCAGCAGAUGGGUGAUGUUGAUGCAUUGUCCGCAACAAGUCAUGACAGUAACCCCAGACCAAAAUCAGAAGCUGGCAAUGCAAAUGUGGAGAAAUUGCUGUCUCAGAUGCAUGAUCUCUCUUUUAUGUUGAAGGACGAACUUUCUGUCCCUGCUAAGUCAGCAGGUCGCUCAGAGUCCUGAAAGUUCCUGAGGUUCACAGCAACAAUGUGCUAUUUGCAAUACCAAGACGGACUUAAGGUGGAGCUCCAGCCUUUCGCUUGCAGAACCAACCACAUCAAAUAUCUCAUGUUGUAAAUUUACGUGGAGAAUAAUCCUGUUUUUCCAAUGGAAUACGUCUCUUCUUAUAUCAGUACCCUGAUCGGUGGAGAAUCCUAGCAAUUUUCUCUGUUACAUUGAUCGGCAGAGUAUUGUUGAAUUUCCCCUGUCUUAUUAGCUAGGAGAGAACCCAGAUCCCGAAGCCCACUGUGAUAAGUUUUUUCUUCUUACUGCGGAGUUGAGGCCGGAGUCGUUGGUUUUGCUGUGUAUGUAUCAUUUCCGAGCCUGUAUAUGUUGUAUGCGAAGACUGAAAACAUGAUCUCCAGCCUAUCCUGUGUUUUUCUUUUCUUGAAACCAUUUUCUCUUUUUCUUGAUUGUCUGCAAGACUCAUGCUCGUAUGUUAAAGGAAAAAAAAACUAUUACUCUU
Molecule: messenger RNA, 3153 nt
Organism: Aegilops tauschii subsp. strangulata
Lineage: Eukaryota; Viridiplantae; Streptophyta; Magnoliopsida; Poales; Poaceae
Source: RefSeq, a predicted model, not a curated record